UUCAUUCACAUCUCGCUUUUUUUAAGCAUGUUAACGUUUGUAAUCUUUCCAGAUAAACUUAAGGACCGUCUUCUUCCGCCACCCACUCCUCCCACCGAGAUCACAGGAGCAGAAGCUGCAGGAGAAGAUAUACCUAACAAUGAACUUAGUGACGACUCGGAAGAGGGGGGCAUUGGCUACCACCUUCUGAGGCAGGCUGCUGGUCAAUUAUUAGAGGAAAAGGGAAGGCCAGGAGAAGAAGACAAUGCUCAAAAAGACUUGUUGGGAGCUGGCAGGAUGCCACUCUUGGAAAUGCUGUUACUACAGGCACUMGGAGAAGGAGGAGGAGACGACAAAGAAUUACCUGGAGGACUCAAGAAAGGAGAUAAAGUUCGCGUUGUUGAGGGUGAUGUUGAGAGGGCAAAAAAGCUUCAAGAAAAUUAUGGUGGUUGGAGCGAAGCAAUGGAACAGUACCUUGGUAAAGAAGGUGAAGUUCAAGGGAAGGUUCUUCAUGUCAUCAAAGUCAAGUUCCCGGAUGGAGUUUCGUGGUCCUAUAACCCUUCCUUACUCGAGAAAGUAAACUCUGACGGCUCUAGCACUCCUAUUGUAAAUUCAAGGAAGUCAAGACGGGAAGAGGUCGUUCGAGGGCUGUUCCAUAGAUUUGAUGUGGUCCAAAUACCGAAGGAACAGAGUGUGAUGGAAUUAUUGCAAGAUGGACACGGUGGAUGGAAUGAUAGAAUGAAACUCUGUCUGGGGAUCAAGGGAUUGGUGAACAAAGUGGACAAAGAUGGAGACGUGUUUGUGGAGUGUAUUAACGGUGAUGAUUGGACUUUUAACCCCGAAUUGCUGAUCAAGGUGGAGCCCGAUCCCAGUGCCAAGAAAGAAGCUGGGGAUUUUGUGUUAGUAAUGGACGAUGUGGAGACUGUGAAGCAGCUUCAAGUCAAUCAUGGUGGAUGGGUGAAAGGCAUGGAAAAGUGCUGUGGCCAUACUGGGAUCAUCAAGGCUGUUCUACCGAAUGCUCGUUUGAGGAUUGAAGUGGCUCAUGACACAUGGAUCUUUAAUGAAAAUGCUAUUAAACUAGUAGCCAAGGGAGGUAAGAACAGUUGUAUGGGACAGGAUGGUGGGUGGGUGGGUGGAUGGAUGGGAAUGGAUGGAUGA
Molecule: messenger RNA, 1137 nt
Organism: Actinia tenebrosa (Australian red waratah sea anemone)
Lineage: Eukaryota; Metazoa; Cnidaria; Anthozoa; Actiniaria; Actiniidae
Biological process (GO): protein ubiquitination; endocytosis; Notch signaling pathway
Cellular component (GO): cytoplasm
Source: RefSeq, a predicted model, not a curated record